This is a messenger RNA of Neopelma chrysocephalum (saffron-crested tyrant-manakin), 534 nucleotides long. RefSeq names its product RING finger protein 151-like. The record is from RefSeq and is a predicted model, not a curated record. Lineage: Eukaryota; Metazoa; Chordata; Aves; Passeriformes; Pipridae. Gene Ontology annotation, molecular function: zinc ion binding. The transcript is spliced from 4 exons. The annotation marks the transcript as partial.
ACACACAGCAUGGCGGAGCGGGCGCGUGCCGCGCCGCCGCCAAGCGAGAGCGGCCGUAAAGGGAAGCUGGGCUGCGCGACAGCGGGCGGUGGCGGCGGAUACAUGAAAAAUGAUCUAAACCGUCUUCAGCUGCAUUGCAGAAACAGAGAGUACGGCUGUGAAAUGGUUUGUUCUCUGGAGUCUAUAGAUAGGCAUGAAAGGGAGUGUGAGUACAGUCAGAUUCCUUGCUCCAAUGCCGGUUGUACAGUGCAGAUUGAGCGGCGUAACUUGGAUGGUCACCUGGCUGUGUGUGAGUACCGGAGUCGUGAGUGCCCCAAUGGCUGUGGUUACACCAUUCUCAGCACAGAAGACACACAGCACAACUGUGUAGCAGAGCUAAGAACAGAGCUGGAACUGCUUCGGUCAGAAAUGAUCUGCAGAGUGGAGGAGGCAAAACAUGAGAUGGAGUCAAGGUUAGAUUCACAGAGAAGGCAUAUGGUCCAAAAAGAGAGUAUUCUGCAAAAUGAAAUUGAAGAACUAAAGGUAAAUAUGAUC